Leishmania major strain Friedlin is the source of this 1527-nucleotide messenger RNA. RefSeq lists its product as hypothetical. The coding region runs from base 1 to 1527 and encodes 508 amino acids. NCBI's taxonomy places the organism in Eukaryota, Euglenozoa, Kinetoplastea, Trypanosomatida, Trypanosomatidae. The transcript has a single exon. The record is from RefSeq and is a predicted model, not a curated record.
AUGCCUGUGGUGGCGUCACGCGACUAUCGGGCCUCGUGGGAGAUACCCUACGAUUUUCACCCCCGCAUCCACGCCUACCCCGGAUCGAGAAGCGCUGCGCGGCCUUGCAUGGGUGCACCGUCGCCGACGUCGGAAGCGUCAGACGCCGCGACGGCACCGAGGCAUCAGCGGGUCAAGCGCACGUUACGGCACUACCGUCGUGGCCCGCGUGCGGCAACUAUAGCGCCUGCGGUCGCGGCGCCGGAGGACGACCAGGGUGCCGCACAGGCAACGACAAGCAGCACUGCGGGCUCCCCUCGAAAAUUAGCCCCUGUUGCGCCACCGAAGCCGCAGUGUCCGUCGCUCCCACAGCAGCAGCGGCAGCCGAAGAGGUGCACUGGGCGUCGUCCAGGACAGGCCUCGCACGCGACGCCGACUUCGUCGGCAGUCAACGAUGAAGGGGAUGCAGGAGCGUCGCCCGCAGUUCUCCUGGCACCUACACCGCCACUUCACGCAGCUGCGAAGGCGAGGAGUGGGGUGCGCGGCAUCAGCGCUCCGAGCACAGCAUUGCACCAGGCACGCUCGCAUGCGACCUCGCUUUCCACUCGCUGUAGCGUACCACAGAGACCCAGCAGUACAACGGUAGGGGUGGCGCGCUGCUUGCUAGCAAGUCGCCCUACAGAGUACCGUGGACGUGGUAGCGGGACGCAACCGCCCAGCUCGUCGUCGAUCACCGCCCCAGCCACGGCUGCUGCUGCCCACACCGGAUAUCACCAUCGCACAAAGCCGCACUACUCCCUGCGCCCCUCUUACGCCGCUCAUUGUGCACAGUGGCGGCGACACCCGGUGCCAACCAUCCGCGUGGCGGAUCAGUAUCACAGCCCACCAGCGGCGCGGGAGUACCGCCUCCGUGCACGUCAAGUCCGACACGCAUCUCGUGAGGACUUCGUAGAGGCGCUGCGCAGCUGCAUGGCCAGCGGGGGCCAGGAGGUGGUCCCCCACAGCGUCGUGGAUGCCUUGGCUGAUACUCGAGACGCAGGCAGCUUCGACCCGUCGCUGCACAACUACAACGCCAUGGUGACCGACGCCUUCCACAACAGCGUCGAGGAGCGGGCGGCACGGCUGCAGGCAACGGAGAAUCGCAUGUGGGAGCGGAUCAUCCUGAACGUGGCUCCGCUAGCGGUUGCCCACCAGCACGUGGCGGGAGUGGGCGGGUGCGCAGUGCUCGACAGCGGGCACGUCAGCUCGCCAAUUUGCAUCUCCUCUGCGCCGGAGGUGGAGUACCUGGAUAAGGGCGUUGCUGACAGCAACGAGGCGAUGGCAGUGGUAGUGCGCCCCUUCUCGGAUGAGCUCCUCGGCGACUCAGAGGCGCUGCGAGUAGCCGAGGCACAGCGGCGGUGGCCCAAAGGCCGCGAGUGGGACCGCCAAGCUGCCAUCCAGCGCGCCGUGGGCUCCACGGCGCAGGAAGCCAUCAUUGACCUCGGCAUUGACCCGCGGUACCGGCAACCUGGUGAACGUCCUGGUUGCGUGAACAACCGGUGGGUGUAG